GUGUGCCUGCAGGCAGCUGAGCUCUCCUCCUCCCUAAUAGCACCAGAGGUCGCUCUGAUUCCCUUAAAGACAGUUCACACAUCUUUUCCUCCUCAGACCUCCCUUAUCGUUCGCAUCUGAGCAGAGUUGCACAAGCGCCUGGAGGAGAGUCGCACAUUAUACCCAUAUGAACUAGCAUGAAGAAAGGAGCCCUGGAGCUACAUAUCUGCAUUAUAGGCUGUAGACAAGGGAUACACCGCGCUGCACCCAGGACAAUCUCCCUCAUCUCCACUCAGUGCUCAGGUGCUAAGUGGGACAGGACUGGGCACUGCCUGCCAGAGUGGGCAACAGGUGCAAUUCCUUAUUGCUUCUCUUGGGAGAGGCUGUGCUAGAGGGACAAGGAGCAUUUUUCUUUGUGUUUGGAGCAAAUUAAGUUGCCACCAUUACUUCCAAAAGUGAAGAGGACUUUCUAGCCCUGGCAGCGUCCAGGCUGAGCCGCAGGAAACGGGUGAUUGGUGCUGCCAUAGGGGUGGCCAUGGUACUGAUACUGCUGGUUGCCAUCCCUUUGCUGGUUAGUAGCUCUAAGAGCAGCACCCACUAUGAGAUGCUGGGCAGCUGCAGGAUGGUGUGUGACCCUUACACCCCUCAGACCCAUGGGGCAGAUUCCAGCCAAGAAUUAGCCCUUAUUUCACCACCACCCAACCUUCAGGUAGGUAAGGGGGACCAGGGCAAAAAAGGCAAAUCAGGUAUCAGGGGACUUCCAGGGCCACCAGGACCCCAAGGACCUAAAGGACCACCAGGAGAACCGGGAAGACCUGGACCCCCAGGCCCACCGGGUCCUGGGCCAGGAGGAUACGUCUCUUCUUAUUACAGCCCCAAGAUUGCCUUCUAUGCUGGGCUAAGAAAGCCACAUGAGGGCUACGAGGUGUUGCGAUUUGAUGAUGUUGUGACCAAUGUUGGAAACUACUACGAGCCCUCGACUGGUAAAUUCACCUGCCCACUGCCUGGGAUCUACUUCUUUGCCUACCACGUGCUCAUGAGAGGAGGAGAUGGGACCAGCAUGUGGGCAGAUCUCAUGAAAAACACCCAUGUACGGGCCAGCGCAAUUGCUCAAGAUGCAGAUCAGAACUAUGACUAUGCCAGCAACAGCGUCAUCCUGCACCUAGACGUUGGGGACGAGGUUUAUGUUAAACUGGAUGGGGGCAAAGUUCAUGGUGGCAACACUAACAAAUACAGUACCUUCUCUGGUUUCAUCAUCUAUCCUGACUGAAAUGGCAGAUGAACUUAAGUGCUCCAUAAUCCCUACCCUGCCAGAGACUUGCAGAGCAUUGCUCCAGUAAACACACGUCCUUGAUCCAUUUCCCCUUACCUCACGGGACACUACAGGACAUAUUUCUCACUAUCCCCAUCCGUGUUAGGAAUAGCCAGCAUGCUCACCAAUGCUGGCAGUUCCUCUGGCACACCGGAGAUUUAAUGGACUCUCAUUACAGUGUGAUCUAAUGCAGGACCUUUCAGAAUAAAGGAAUAAAGUCAGGUCUCCCCUGAUGCACAGAAGCUUCUCAUGUUCAUUGUUUAUUAGCUAUUUCAUUUGGAAGAUGAUGGAUACUCAAUGUGACAAUGGGGAUUUGGGAGAGCAUUGUAGUGUGAGGAACUAUGAGGAGAAAAGUUACAUAUGAAAAAUGUGAUCUGUAUGUUUGCAUGUGUGUAACUCAUUGUGUGUGUGUGUAUGUUUGCGUGUGUGAGAUUGUUAGCACAUGGUGACAGAAACCACAGGCAAAGUACUAAGCAACCUGUAGAAAUCACACUAAAUUCUGGACAUUCCCCCCUGCACAAUACUUGUAUGUUGGAUUCUGUGUCUGCACCCCAGAACACAACGAAACAUGAACUGAAGAUUGGGACUGUGGAACUUAUUCCAAAAUGCUGAUGACAAGGAUCACACUGUAUUGCAUAGCUACUGCAGAAUACUAGUGACAUCUUACCAAAUGAUGAAUCCCACACUCGCUUGGUAUGACAUGGCCUUGGUUUUUUGUGGACACGUCACGCACUCCUUCAUAUUUUAUACUUGUAAAAACCGCAACAGUGCUGCUAUUAAAAACCCAACCACACCUUGAAACUCGGAAUAAGCAGGGUAGCCACAUUAAACCCAACCAUGUAUUGGCUUGUUUUCCAGAGGCGGUCAGCUUGUCUCCUGCAAUGGACCCUGUGCUACAUUCAUAGUCGUUUUAUUGUUCCAAACUAUUUGAAGUCCAGUGCUCUUUAUUAUAUGACUAUCCACUAGCCAAUAUAGAUUAUCUGCUUCAAGAUAUAGCAUACUGAAAACCAAAGCAAAAAGUUAAGCAGCCUUGUUAUAAUAGCUGGCCAUACCAAUAUCAGUUUCCAUACAGAAAACCUUGUAUCUGCUCUCAUGACUUCAGCAGUAUGUACAUUUUUAAAGCACAACAGGAAAAAAAACAAUAUGUUCUGGUUUUAAGCUUUGCACCGCAGGGUAUUCCACAAAUAAACAGCUUGUGGGUCUGCUUAUAUGUUGGUGUGUAUGGUAGCAGGAAGCUGUGCAUCACUUCCUCUAAUUGCCAAGAGGAAGAAGGUGCCUGUGGCACCAAUGCCAUCCUAAUGUAAUAGCCCUAACCAUAGUGACCCAGGUAUGUGCAUGCUGCUGAGUUGAGCCUUCACCUCUACGUCCCAUGUCUCUUUGUUGUGCAGUGUGAACUAUUGGAGUGUUUUGUACAACUAAUAAUAAAACAUGCGUUACCAGAAAUCAA
Molecule: messenger RNA, 2738 nt
Organism: Xenopus tropicalis (tropical clawed frog)
Lineage: Eukaryota; Metazoa; Chordata; Amphibia; Anura; Pipidae
Gene: c1ql4
Product: complement component 1, q subcomponent-like 4
Exons: 2
Coding region: 515-1249 (244 amino acids)
Cellular component (GO): extracellular region
Source: RefSeq, a predicted model, not a curated record